Messenger RNA from Schistocerca cancellata (South American locust), 2896 nucleotides. Its product is annotated as E3 ubiquitin-protein ligase RAD18-like. Gene Ontology annotation, cellular component: Rad6-Rad18 complex; nucleus. Gene Ontology annotation, molecular function: ubiquitin protein ligase activity; single-stranded DNA binding. The transcript is spliced from 9 exons. Lineage: Eukaryota; Metazoa; Arthropoda; Insecta; Orthoptera; Acrididae. Bases 709 to 2685 code for a protein of 658 amino acids. Gene Ontology annotation, biological process: protein monoubiquitination; DNA damage tolerance. The record is from RefSeq and is a predicted model, not a curated record.
UACCAAUACAAAAUAAGCAAAGGCGGGAAGGGUAGAUUGAAAGUGUUAUCAUUCUUUGGGGGUAUUGUAUUUUGUGUGAAUUGUAAACAAAGCGGGUUCGUCGUUGGAACAACGAAAAUUCAGCUUAAUUAUUCUUGAGAUCGUGUGUGUAAAUCUAAUGUUCUUGUUGAGAAAGCUGCCUGGGACAGUAUAUGAAGUGUCAGUUACAGCAGAUAUUUUGCUAUGAAAUGCGUAAACAGAUAGCGAAGUAUUUAUUUUUUUAAAAGAAAGAUAGGGGACACAUGACUGAUACUUAAUGGUUUGUUGAUCCUGUAUGUGAGUUUGUCAACGAGUUUUGUAGGUGCAGUGCACCUUUGUUGUGAAAUGCUGUGUGUUUCAGAGUUUCAGGAUAUGAUUAGUUUUUUGUGAGACUCUCACUUGUUGGUAGUACAAUUUGAAAAGUAGCCUAUUCGUAUUUUGGUUUAUUAUUUUAACCAGAACAAUGAUUGUGGUGUGAUCCGUUACGUAUACGUGGAAUGAAAUUUAUUAACUGACAGUACAUAAAAUUUAAUAAAUACCCCGUACUAGACUAGCAUUGACAGACAUCAGUGCUUCUUAAGAUUUGAGGGCAUGAACACAGGAGACGUCAAAAGAAUAACUGAACAAGUACGAACUGUGACUGUCUUAUUCUCACUGCAUUUAUGAUAACAGAGGAAAGCAACUCACAGAAUGACAGCUGCUAAAUUGCCUGUUGAAUUGUCUGGACUAGAGCAGCUAGACAGGCUCCUUCGGUGUGGAAUAUGCUAUGAAUAUUUAAGUACAGCAUUGAUGACGGGGUGUUCUCACAACUAUUGUUCAUUAUGCAUCAGAAAAUCUCUUGGGUACAGAACAGAAUGUCCAACAUGUAUGAAGGAAACAUUCGAGUCUCAUCUUCGAUGCAAUAGAAUAUUGGAUGACAUUGUCACUUUGUAUGUUGGGUUUAAAGGUAAACUCUUGCCAAUGCUGCUACAUAACCAUAACAGAUUGACAUUGAAUGAAGUUCCAUUUACUUCAGCAGACGAUGCAGAUGAUAAGCUUGCAAAUAUUAAGCAGCAAGUAAAAUGUACUCCAAGUGAGCGGGAAGCUACAAUAAUAUCUGAAGAGAAACGUAACUGUGAACUAUUUAAUAGAGAAAUUAUAUCAAACCCAACUGUGAAAGAAAUAUCAGAUAAUGACCUAAGAAAUGUUGUAACUCCACAAAAAAUCAUCGUCCCCUCGCAGCUGGCUGUAGGGAGACCAUCGACUUCAAAAUCAUCCAUCAAAAUACCAGCCAUGUUUACCAGCCCCAAGAAAAAUGUACAAAAUAAAGAGCCAGCCUUAAGAAAAGUUACUUGUCCAGUAUGCAGUGUUGACAUCCCAGAAAAGAAUAUAAAUUUCCAUUUGGAUAACUGCUUGAAGCGAGAAGAAGACCAAGUGAAGAUCAGAGAACAACAACAUGAAACUCGGAAGCUACUGAAAAAACCAGUAUUCAGUUUAUUGAAGCAGGCUGACUUGAAAAAGAAAUUGAAAGAGCAUGGAUUAAAUUAUACUGGAACUCGAGAAACACUUAUUAAAAGAUUUGAAAGGUUCAUCCUGUUGUAUAAUACUGAGUGUGAUUCACUGAAACCACGGCCAGUGGCAGAUAUCAUAAGACAAUUAGAACAAGAAGAACAGGAGGAAAAGAAAAUACCAGCUCCACAAAAGAUACUUACAUUUCCAAAAAAUAACGAGAAAUCUGAUGAUAUACGCAGAGAAUAUUUGAAAAAGAACAAAUCAAGUUUUGAAAACUUAAUACAGAUGGCAAAGCAGCGACUGCAACAAGAAAAUCCGGCACAGCUUGCAUCCAGUUCUAACACUGUGAAAGUAUUGGAGGAUGAUGAUCAUGACAGUUUUGGUAACAAUGUCCAGAGAAUGGAGAGUGGUCAAAACAUUCUUCCUAGUAAUGAUGGUGAGAGUAGCAGUACCUCAAGUAUAACAAAUGAAGUGGACAUAAAGAAUAGUUCCAAGAAGUGCUCUAGGAAGCUUCAAUACUCAGAUGAUGAUGACGAUCCUGAAGAGGGUGUCCAAGUUAACUGGAAUUUUCCUUGUACAUCUUUGAUGAAUCAAGCGAGCCAUUCAGCUGAUCAUGCUGCCAAAAAUAGGUGUAAUUUGGUCGGUGACAGUGUGCCUGUCAGUGGAACACCUUACUCAUCAACUGUAAAAACACCACCGCAAUAUGUGAGAAACAGUGAUAUAAAAAAUAGUGGGAAUGACAGUAAUACAGCAAAUGUACAAGCCUCACCUGUGUUUGCAUCACGAUCAUCAGUAAAAAGAGUUAGAAGUGAUUAUUCAGAAGUUCAAGCAUCACCAGAAAUGUUUAUAGAGGAAAUUCAAGAGAGCUGCACUCUGAGAAAUGGUAAUACCAGUGAUGCUGAGAGUGAGAAAAGUAUCAGCUUGUUAGAAUAUGAUGAAGGUGGUACCAGUUUUCCAGAACAAAGGGAAACACCAUGUCAGUUCCCUCAAGAAAUUGUUUCUAAUAAUGUAGAUGUAAAGGGAUCAGAGGAGAUAGAUUUGGGAGGGUCUCCACUCCAUCCAUCAUCUGAGGAAUAUGUUCCUUAUGUUCAUCAAAGAAAAAGCAAGAGACGAAAUUUGCAUGCUGCAGAGCAAGAGAACAUUGAUAGAGUACUUAGAAAAAGAAGCAAACGAUGACAGUGAACGAAAUUGCCACAACAUGUGCUAAUCACUCCAUAAUGUAUAUCAGUGCAUGUAGAUAAGCAUUAGUGAUGCUUUUAAAGAACUGUAAAUAUUGUUUUGUACAGAUUAUGUAUAUUACAGAAAAAAUACUAUAUUUUUCUCAGUUAGGACAUCACAGAUUUGUAAUAAAACUAUAUUAAUGAAAACUUUUUGUAAUUUGUAAUAA